Molecule: messenger RNA, 3744 nt
Organism: Sitodiplosis mosellana (orange wheat blossom midge)
Lineage: Eukaryota; Metazoa; Arthropoda; Insecta; Diptera; Cecidomyiidae
Product: protein artichoke-like
Exons: 2
Coding region: 55-3744 (1229 amino acids)
Cellular component (GO): extracellular matrix
Molecular function (GO): protein binding
Source: RefSeq, a predicted model, not a curated record
CGUCCAAGUGCUCGUCGUCACCAGUUCUACGUACAAAUCAAUUUAAAAAAAAAAAUGUACCUCUUUGAAAAACAAAUAAUAUUCGAAAAAUGCGAUCAAUUAAAAAAAGUAACACCUCAAAAAAUUAUCCUAUCGAUCAUUUUCGUAUUGUUCUUUGUCAAAUUUUGUUCAUCGAAUGAUUUUGAAUGUGGCUAUUCCGACGAUAAAAUGGAAUCGAUUGAAUUUUACUGCACAGAUUACGAUAGCACGGUGCCUGUGGAUUGUUCGAUGGCGUUUUUCCUCACCAUCCAAUCGUAUAACAAAUCAAAAGUGACGCAUUUAAAAGUUGGUGGCUGUGAUAAUGACCAAGUCAAGCGGCUCGUCGAUGAUAUGCCGAAUUUGUUGUCUUUGGACCUUUCCCACUCAAGAAUCGCAUCAUUUGAUGCAUUAAAUUUAACGCAUGAACGAUUGGUGAAAGUGAACGCUUCGUUUAAUUAUCUCUCUGAAAUUCCACGGAGUUUUUUUGCUCACAUUCCAAAUGUCAUUGAAGUGGAUUUUUCACACAAUCAUUUAAAUGGAAUUAUCGAUCUGCCAGACAGCUUGACAUACAUCGAUUUGUCAUAUACAAAAAUUUCAUCCAUUUAUCAAGAUUUCAACGAUCUUUCGAAGACACAUGAUUUUGCGUUAAAAACACUGCGAAUUAGUGGCAAUCCGAUUCGUGUGUUUGACUGGAAAAUUUUGCCAUUAGUCAAAAGUGGCUACUCAUUACACAUUUCAUGGAAACAAAUCAGAGAGUUCAAAGUAUGGAAUUACUUAGACGAACCGGUUCGUGUGGUUACAAACAGUGACGAAGAAGGACUGUUGCAUGCGUCGAAUGGAACAAUUGAAUUUCAUUGUCGAGAAGACAGCUUCAAAAGUAUAAACAGAUUUGAGCUGAUUGAUAAUAACAUAGCAAAUCCAACAGAUAUCAUCAAUUGUCUUGGAUCAGGGCUUAAAUAUUUAACAUUGUCUGGAGAAUUUGGCGAACAAUUGAAAUCUACUUCACUUGCGCGAUUCGUUGACUUGAAGGAACUGUGUUUACAUAAUGCACAAUUGUCGGAGUUUGACUUCAGCAUUUUGAAAAGCAUGACAAAAAUUGAGUUUUUGGAUAUUUCGCGCAACAACUUAGAACGAGUUGGUAAUAUUUCAUUUUUGGAGCAUGCUAAAAAUUUGAUUCAUUUGAAUGUGGCAGAAAAUGAUUUGGAAUGCACACCGGAACUGAUUCAAUACGUGAGUUCGUCCGUUUUGACGUUACGAUUGAAUGGCAAUUACGUGGGCAAGUUGAAUAUUGGAACUUUUGACAAAUUAACCAAUUUGCAAUAUUUGUACUUGGCCAAUACGAGCCUCUCGUUGGACAACGCAAAGCCAUUUGAAUCGCUAAAGCAGCUUCAAACACUGGACAUUUCCCACAAUAACUUGGAGAAUGCCAAUUUUACUUCAUUAUCGUCGUCGCUGGAAAAUUUGCGCACAUUUCAAGCGAUUGAUUGCAAAAUUGGAAAUGCAUCACAAUUGAUGAAACUGUUUGAAAAAUCGCCAUUUCUUUCGAAACUCGAUUUAUCAGGCAAUUUUUUGAGUGAAUUGAAUGCAACUGCUUUCGAAGAGCUACAGUACUUGAAUUUAUCGAACACCAAUUUAUCGAAAGUUGAUUUUGGCAUUCUUGAACAUAAACCAAAAUUAGAAUUGUUAGAUCUUAGUUUUAAUCAACUAGAAAAUGUGAACUUUGUUUCGGUUUUGAGCUACUUGGACUCGCUUCGCUUAGGAAGGAAUCAUUUGAAGGAUUUGAACACUUUUACGAAAUCACACUUUCCGCGACUUGCAUCCCUCGAUAUUGCGAAGAAUGAAUUUUCAUGCGAUUAUUUAACCGAAUUUGUAGCUCAGCUCAAACAAGAGUGGCCUCACUUGAAAAUGAUCAAUUCCCCAUGGGAACAAAAUAUGUUUAAAUGCCAUCCUGGAAAUUGUCAAAAGCCCGAAGUAAAAUCAAAUGAAACGAGUCGAUCCGAUCAGUCUAGUAAACAACGUCACAGUGACAACACAUUUUGUGCUGUUCGCGUUGAUUCGUCUCUAAAAAUGAAGCACUCGGUCGUUUUUGUGUUGUUUUUGAUAAAAUUUUGUGAAACAAAUGACAUUGAAUGCGGUCGUUUGGAUGAUACAAUGCAAUCAGCUGUGUCGGUCGAGUUUCAUUGUGCGCAAUUCGAGGGAACAUUGCCUGUGAAUUGUUCAUCAUCGGUUGCGAGCAUAAUUAAUAAAACAAAUGUAACUGCAUUGAAGGUUGGUGGCUGCGAUUAUGACAGCAUCAAGCAGAUCGUUGAGAGUUUUCCAAAUUUACAAGAAAUAAAUAUAAAACAAAUUUCUAACAUUGGUUUCGAUCGAGUAUUUCCUGAUAAUCACAAAUUGAGAAUAUUGCAACUGGAGAGAAACAAGAUUAGCGAAUUUGACUGGAGGUUUUUCCCAUUGGUGCAACGAGCUUCAGUGGCAAUUUCAUGGGAAGAUAUCAACGAAUUCGAAAUUAUUGAUGCUUUAGAUAAACCGAUUCGCAUCGUAGUGAAUAGUGAAUAUGAAGAAUCGAGCAGUCGAAACAAUCAAAAUGACGGUCUUUUCCAAACAUCCAACGGACAAAUCGAACUACAUUGCCGUCCAAUGAGCUUCAAAGCGAUAACGAAAUUUAAAAUCCACAGCAAUCACAUUGAAAAUCCGGAAGAAAUUUUACGUUGUUUAUCACCGACUUUAGAAGUGUUGGAACUAAUCGGUAGCUGCACAGAAAAACUGAGCUCAUUAUCACUUGAGCCGUUCCAAAAGUUGAUAAAACUUACUUUGAAGUCAAUGUUAAAAGAUUUUGAUGCGAGUGCAAUGAAAAAUCAAAAAAAUUUAGUUGAAUUGAAUAUUUCUCAAAAUAAUUUGACAAAAAUUAGUAACGCUCACUUUUUAAACAACUUCAACGAUUUGUUAAUUUUUAAAGCUCAUGAAAAUCAAGUGGAAAAUACUCCCGAGUUGAUACAACACUUGGCUUCUGGAAUUACCAUUUUGGAUUUAGGCGAAAAUUUCGUGGGAAAAUUAAAUGCCACAACAUUUGUAAGAUUCACCAAUUUGAUGAAUUUGGACUUGAGUAACACAAAUCUUUCAUUCGACGAUUUGCGACCAUUUGAAGCUCUGAGAAAAUUGGAAGAACUCGAUAUUUCUCGUAACACACUAGAAAGUGUGAAUUUUGAGUCAAUAUUGGCUUUCAAAAGAUUACAACGAUUUUAUGCUACUGAUUGCAAAAUUAAAAACGCUUCGAAGUUGAUAAAAUUAUUUGGAUCAUCAUUAUCACAGCUUGAUUUAUCGGGCAAUGAAUUGGGAGCGAUUGAAGCAAACACAUUUGAACACAUUGACAACUUGAAUAUUUUAAAUUUGAGCAGAACCAAUUUACUGAGCUUUGAUUUUACUGUUAUUGCACAUGAAAUAGAACUAGUUACUGUUGACUUAACGAAGAAUAAACUAGAAAACAUAAACAUGAGUUCAGCACCAAAACAUUUGCAAUCACUUUUUCUGAGCGGAAAUGAACUUAAAGAAAUUGGAGAUUUAAAACGAUCGAAUGUCCCUCGACUAAUGUAUUUAAGCCUAGAUGAAAAUCAACUAUCGUGUGAAUAUUUAAGCACAUUCAUGCCGCGAAUAGUACAAGAAUGGCCACGAUUAAGAUUUACCAGCGAUUCAUGGCAACAAAAACAUAAGCAAGCAUGCAUAUUUUAG